This is a messenger RNA of Schistocerca americana (American grasshopper), 1274 nucleotides long. RefSeq lists its product as uncharacterized. Gene Ontology annotation, molecular function: structural molecule activity. The record is from RefSeq and is a predicted model, not a curated record. NCBI's taxonomy places the organism in Eukaryota, Metazoa, Arthropoda, Insecta, Orthoptera, Acrididae. The coding region runs from base 1 to 1173 and encodes 390 amino acids. The transcript has 2 exons.
AUGUAUAUAAAAGGCGGUAAUGAUUUAUUUAGUUUAGUCAGCAAAAUGUCUUGGGUAAAUCAGUAUUUAAGCACGGGCAACCAUGGCUCUAUACAAUACGACGGAGGUGUUUUAUAUCCGGGACCUGAGGAAGACAUUGAAAUGGCGGAAAGAAUUCCAUUAACAAAUGUUAAUCGUUCACGUAGCAGUAAUGAUAUUCGAACAGUGCAAAGAGAGGAUGCUGCUACUCGUAUACGGUACGGAGAUAAUCCAAAUUUCGACGAUUUGGAUACGAGUGGCGAAACAGUUGAAUUUGAACGGGUGCCAGAAUCAAGGCCAGAAGAAAGUAAUAUCGGCGUGCGACGGCGCCGCCCAAAUAGACCACGAAAUCGUGGUCGAGGUCACCAGAGUUCAGAUAUAGAAGCCGCUAGCGAAACAGUGCCCUUGUUAUCUGAAAGUGUCACGGACGGGGCCGCAAUUAGCACAGCUGGUGUUACAAGUUCAGGGCAGAUAGCGAUAGCGGCUGGUGCGACAACUGCUGCCGCCGCAGGUGUUGCUUACGGCAUUAAAAAAGUAGUUGAACGUGUACAGAACAAAGGAUAUACUUUACCUGGUAGUGAUUACGUAGGACCGGGAAAUCCUAUAAAUAUAGACGCACCGCGCAGUGGAGCAGAUGCCAUUGCUAAAGAGCACGACGUAGGAUACGAUAAUCUGCUAAAGGAAGCAAGAGAACGACCAUUUACAGAAGAAGAGUUUAGACAACGAGUUCAACAGUUGGAUGCAAAAGCUAUAAUUGAUUUCGCAAUUGACUGGAGUCAUACACGAAAUUGGCAUUCAUUUGUGGGAAAAUACGGCCUGAAAUUGAAGACACCUGUUGAACAACGUAUUGGAAAAACUUUGUACCCGAAACAACCAAAUGCCGAAAAAACAGAUCACGACCGUCCAUCAACAUCUGGUUCAGCCACUGGAACAAGUUCUGUAGACGAACAUCACAUCGACCACGAGGUAUCAAACAGCGAAGAAGACGAAGACGAACAAGGACCAGAAGAAACACAACAGCAUUCUGAACCACAACGUUUAGUACCAUAUUCUGAUAGUGACGAAGGUAUGAGUUCGCCAAUGCAGGUAGAUUCAGGUAAACGUCAGGCUGCAGCAGGUCAUUCUGGUGGAUCUAAGAAAAAAAAAAAACGUUAACAGGUACUGCAGCACCAUCUGCUAACGUACUGGGUGAUUCUCCUAAUACUCGUGUUGAUCCGUUACCUGCUCCUUCUAUAUUAGAUACUGGUAAUAUUACA